AUGUGUGAUAACUUCGAGGUACAUAACAACCCACACAAUCGUUCAACCAGCAACAACCAAGCAAGCAUGAACAUGCGUGGAUUUAUUGUUUUUUGCGUCUUCGUUGCCGCUACCACCGCCGCGCCACAGCAGGGAUACCAUUAUGCCGCACAAACGGCUGCUGGUGGACAGUUGCAGCGUAUGGUGUCACAGCCGCAUGUCCAGUUUGGUGUUAUGACACCGAAAACUGCUGACUUUUUGAAGGAUCUGCAAACCGUUAUGGCCGUACAAUCAGCCAAUUUGGCACCGAACUUCGAACUCAACACUCAGCCACAAUUAGUUGGAUUCAAUAACGAGCAAUAUGCUGCGGUUAAUAGCGCUGGUGCUGCUGCUACUGCGCAGGCUUCAGUAGGUCAAUCGCAGGCUUCUGUGGCUCAACCGCAGGCACGCUACUUGGUCCCCACUUUAGCCGGUGGAAACUCUGUGCAGCAGCAGCCACAACAGUUGAUUCCACAGCAGUACGCUCCGCAACAGCAAAUACCACAACAGUUGCAAUUCCAACAACGACAACCACAAAAACACUUUCAACAACAACAGCAAAUCGUCGAACCCGAAACUGUUAUCUCGAAACGUUUCUAUCUGCACGCCGCACCUGAAGACGAUGAUGAGGAAGUGCAACAGCGUCAUGUGACCGUCGGUAAACCACGUAAAAACUAUAAUGUUGUCUUCAUUAAGUCCUCUGACAAGUCCAAACCGAAGGCGUCACUUAAAAUCACGCCCGCCGUUAAUGAAGAGAAGACCGUCAUCUAUGUGCUGAACAAGAAACAAGAUGCGGCCGAUAUUGAUGCGCAGGUAUAUGAGCCGGUCACCACCACCGCCAAGCCCGAAGUAUAUUUCAUUAAGUAUAAGACAGCCGAAGAGGCGGCACAUGCGCAACAAACCAUUCAAUCACAAUACGACGCCUUGGGUGGUUCGACACAAGUCACUAAUGAAGGUGUCGCCCCGGUUAGCUCCGUCAUUGGUUCUCUCGAUGCUGCUAAGCAAGCAGAAGCCGAGGCCGCCGUUGCCUCCGAGGUAGCUCAAUCAGCUCCUACCAUCCCAGCUGAUGAGCAGCAGUCCGCACAGAUUCCAGUGGUGUCAGCUGCUGGCGUCCAACAAUUAACCGCACAGCCUGAGGAACAGUUGCAGAUUGUUGAGCAAUCGCUGUCACAAGCUGCCAACACAAAUAACGGUUAUUUGCCACCAUCCAGAUAUUAUUUCCGUCAAUGA
Molecule: messenger RNA, 1248 nt
Organism: Bactrocera tryoni
Lineage: Eukaryota; Metazoa; Arthropoda; Insecta; Diptera; Tephritidae
Exons: 2
Coding region: 1-1248 (415 amino acids)
Source: RefSeq, a predicted model, not a curated record